AUGGCCUGGCAAUCCCAAUCGGCCAUGGCUGGUAUGGGAGGAAUGCCUGUGGCCAUGGGGGACGGGCCCUCAAACGGCGGACACCCCCAAGGAACCGAAUAUACGCUUCAAGGUGUGAUGCGUUUCCUUCAAACAGAAUGGCACCGGCACGAGCGCGAUCGAAAUGCUUGGGAGAUUGAACGCGCCGAGAUGAAAUCCCGUAUUGGUCGACUUGAGGGAGAACUACGAACUAGCAGACGCCUCCACGAGUCGCUUGGUAAACACGUGCGGCUGAUGGAGACAGCGUUGAAGAAAGAGCGAGAGAAGUCCAAAGCUGCCAGCAAAGAUGAGAAACCUGAAGGUCCCAGCCCGAAGGAUGUGGCGCGUGAGAGCUUGAACUUCAUCAAAGCGCAACGAUCAAGCACAGACCCAAAUGCGAACCCUGAAGACCUUGAACCCAGUGAAUUCCGGCAGGAAGACGAACGGGAAAAAUCGCGAGUGUACUUAUCCAAAUGCGCACAGGAGAUAGCCUACCAUGUCAUUCCUACAUCCCAUCCAGCUCCCGAUCUAAACGACCCGGAUCUCUCCAACCAUCUAUACAUGAACCAACAACAGCUGUCGCAGCAGAAUAUGGAUGAAGCAGCAUACCUUCCACAGAGACAGAAAGCAAACCAAUUGAUGACACGAGACGUGGCUCUUCCCAACCACCAAUCCAUGAACUCCCAAUACACCGAGAAUACUUCCCUCGCCCGCUCUCAAAAUAACCAAUACAGCCAUGUCCCUGCCCCUCGCGAUGCCGCCGAGCGGCGGCAGCCCGAGCCGCAGCAGACACCUGUCACUGCAAUUGAUAGUCGCAAGCAAAUAUAUGAGAACGACGUUGGCGAUGAGCGAGGGUUAGGAGAUACACAAUCAGGAUAUGAGAGCUCAGGUCCUCAGGCUCCUCCUCAAGAUGAGGCAGAAUCGCAGAGGCCCAAAAACGAGCCGGCAGAGGACAUGGAUGGCUGGAAUUUCGAUGAACCCGCCGAGCAAGAGACCCCUAGCGAGCCGAUGCCAUCGCAUCGCCCCGACACCGAUGCCUUUCCCAAUGCGAACUUCGCUGGAACAAAACCAUCCGCACGUGGUGGAUCCCUUUCUCAUCGUCGGAAGAGCUCAGGAUCUCGGCGCAAAAGUGAAGGUGGGACAGAAUCUCGUGAGGCUGCCACCAGGCAUACCCAACAGGAUACCAAUUUCAAGGUCCGAUUUGCCCUGCGUGGACAUUUAGAUGUCAUCCGAUCUGUGAUCUUUACUGGUGGUGGUAGUCCCUCCGAGCCGGAAAUCUGCACUUGCAGUGACGAUGGCACAAUUAAAAGAUGGAUCAUCCCGGCAACUUACGGUACAUUUGGAGCACAUGGACCCAGCUCAAGCAAUGAUUUAGAUAUCACGACCUAUUUUACCCACCGGGGUCAUGUGGGUGCUGUGACUUCUUUAGCCGCCUGUUCACCAUCGCAAAAUAUCUCCAAUGGGGGUCGUGUAUUAGGCGAUGGCUGGGUGUUCUCGGGCGGGCAGGAUGCCACUGUGAAGGUAUGGGAGCGAGGGAGAGUUGACCCCAAGGCAACUUUGGAUGGUCAUACGGAUGCAGUAUGGGGGCUCUGUGUGCUUCCGGGGACGGCUGGCUCUGUUUUCGGCGACUCUUCUAGUUCCUUUGGUGGCGCGGAUCGUAUCCUGUUGGCCUCCGGCGCUGCAGAUGGCCGCAUUUUGAUCUGGGCGAUUAGCCCCCCGCCACUGGUCUCGGCUCCCCAAGCUGGAUCGCGACGCCAAGGUGGCAGUCGCCGCGCAAACUCGAUCUCGUCGGGCUCAAAUUUCCCGUCAUCGCCGCAGCCUAGCGUUGCCACGAGUACACCUUUCCAUUACACCCUCGUUCAUCACAUUGUGCGCACAGAUUCUCCUUCUCCGACAUGCAUCAGUCCCCUGUCUUUGGCUGGUGUUAACUUUGUGGUCUCCUACUCGGAUGCCUCGAUUCUUGUCUAUGACACACGGACUGGCGAAGAGAUCGUUGGAAUGGCCAGCCUCGAAACUUAUGAUGGGACUCCAUCGACAGGUGUGAACUCAGUAGUUGCCACUACGAUGGGAUUUGACGGGUCCGCUCAUUUGGACCCCAGCCGUACGAUGGAAGACGAGGAAGUUGUCCACGGCGCCACUGGAUCCAGUAGCGUAGAAGGUGUUAUCAUCAGUGGCUACGAAGAUCGAUACAUCCGUUUCUUUGAUGCCAAUAGCGGCCAAUGUACCUAUACGAUGCUUGCCCAUCCGGCUGCGAUUGCCUCGUUAUCGUUGUCCCCUGACGGUCGAGAGCUCGUCUCAGCCGGGCAUGAUGCAAGUCUACGAUUCUGGAACCUCGAGAAGCGCAGUUGCACGCAAGAGCUGACCAGCCAUCGGUUGAUGCGCGGGGAGGGUGUCUGUGCUGUUGUCUGGAGCCGUGACGGACGCUGGGUCGUCAGUGGUGGCGGGGAUGGCGUGGUCAAAGUUUUCUCGCGAUGA
Messenger RNA from Penicillium chermesinum, 2493 nucleotides. RefSeq names its product cell differentiation and development protein Fsr1. The record is from RefSeq and is a predicted model, not a curated record. NCBI's taxonomy places the organism in Eukaryota, Fungi, Ascomycota, Eurotiomycetes, Eurotiales, Aspergillaceae. The coding region runs from base 1 to 2493 and encodes 830 amino acids. Gene Ontology annotation, molecular function: protein binding. The transcript is spliced from 4 exons.